Pseudomassariella vexata is the source of this 747-nucleotide messenger RNA. RefSeq lists its product as uncharacterized. NCBI's taxonomy places the organism in Eukaryota, Fungi, Ascomycota, Sordariomycetes, Amphisphaeriales, Pseudomassariaceae. Bases 1 to 747 code for a protein of 248 amino acids. The record is from RefSeq and is a predicted model, not a curated record. The transcript is spliced from 3 exons.
AUGCCUUCGUACGAGCUUGAAUAUCCCAAGCAGCCAUUCAGCACAGUCAAUCGCUAUGGAAUCCGGGCUUCAUACGCAUUGGAGACAAUCCAUCACAUUAUCAACUCGGCGCAACUUGUCCAUGUCUCCUUUGCGGUGCCUGACUCUCCAUUUCCAAUGAUGCUACCCAUGAUUGGUCAGAUGGGUUCCUUCUCUCGCCCAAGCGCCGACACUGGCGCUGUUCUGGACCUUUAUCUGCACGGCUACGUAUCUUCACGCAUAAUGAAUCUUUCACGAGAUCCCAACUCAUCGUCCCAUGUUGAUGGUCUUGUUCUGGCACUCACCCCCAACUCGCGCUCGUACAACUACCGUUCCGCCGUUCUGUUCGGCCACGCAACUGUCGUGACUGGUGUGGAGGAGAAGCUGUACGCCAUGGAACUGAUCACGAACGGUGUGGUGCCUGAUCGCUGGAGGAACACCCGCGUACCGCCCAACAACGGAGAGAUGCAGAGCACCAGCGUAUUGCGAGUCAAUAUCAGUGCAGGGAGUGCCAAGAUUCGCAGCGGGAUGCCGAAUGACGACAAGGUAGACACUUCAAACAAGGAGCUCUUGAGCAGAGUCUGGACGGGCGUUAUUCCAGUGCGAGUCGAGAAAGUACCAAGUUACUUGAGCGACUACGUCAAGGAUUACAGCGAGGACUCCAAGAUGACUGCUAUGGAGGCUGCUAGCAAACCGACGAAGGGGGCCAAGAGCAAGCAAGACGAUUGA